Molecule: messenger RNA, 516 nt
Organism: Drosophila gunungcola (fruit fly)
Lineage: Eukaryota; Metazoa; Arthropoda; Insecta; Diptera; Drosophilidae
Product: phenoloxidase-activating enzyme 1-like
Exons: 1
Coding region: 1-516 (171 amino acids)
Biological process (GO): proteolysis
Molecular function (GO): serine-type endopeptidase activity
Source: RefSeq, a predicted model, not a curated record
AUGAGAAUUAAGAGCGAAGUGGAGACCACGCAAACGUUUAAAGCAUUUGGUUGGGGUGAAAAAAGUGACGGCCAGGAAAGCGAAAUACUUCAAACCAUCACCCUUAACCAUUUAUCUCGAGCCGUGUGCACCAGGCACCUAGGUGUGAGUCUUAUUUCGAAACAGAUAUGUGCCGGUGCCUAUAGCGGAGACACCUGCCGCGGCGAUUCCGGUGGUCCAUUGACCAGCACUAUUACCGUUGGUAAGAGAUUCCGCGAGACGCAGUUCGGUAUCGUUAGCUAUGGCAAAAAAAGCUGCGAUGGACCGGGUGUGUAUACCGAUGUGACUAGCUAUGUGGAUUGGAUAGAGGCAACAAUAAAGACGCAUAACGUUGGAAAUGGGCUACAGACCUCAGUUUUCCAUCGGUCCGAUAUGGUACGAGAUACUUGGGUGUAUGAAGACUGCGGUGGUUCCACCAUAGCAUCGAAUUUGAGGCAUACAUAUUUGGGUUUAAUUUCCAAUCGAAAGGCGUGCUGA